Petromyzon marinus (sea lamprey) is the source of this 2513-nucleotide messenger RNA. RefSeq lists its product as uncharacterized. The record is from RefSeq and is a predicted model, not a curated record. Gene Ontology annotation, cellular component: nucleoplasm. Lineage: Eukaryota; Metazoa; Chordata; Hyperoartia; Petromyzontiformes; Petromyzontidae. Gene Ontology annotation, molecular function: DNA-binding transcription repressor activity, RNA polymerase II-specific; RNA polymerase II cis-regulatory region sequence-specific DNA binding. Gene Ontology annotation, biological process: regulation of cytokine production; regulation of immune system process; negative regulation of transcription by RNA polymerase II.
GCGGCGUGAGAGGCGACUUGUGUUUGUUGUUGUUGUGGAGCCGAGCGGUGAGGGCGAGCGGUGAACGUCGCCUCCACCGCCACCACCGCCGCCGCCUCGGCCGCCUCGGCUCUUCACUCUGCGCGGCAGAAGUCGUGGGGUUGGCGGCGGCGGUGUCGGUGAUGGGGCUCGGGAGGGUGGAGAGAGAGAGAGGGAGAAGCGGCCCACGCGCGUUCUCGGUGGGAGGAAGAGUGGAGCGGGAGGAGGAGCAGGAGGGGGGUGGAGGUGUUGGUGUUGGUGGUGGGUUCCGGCGGAAUCGCUCCGCCGGAACGAAAUAGUUCCUCCGCCGGGUUCCGUUUUGGCACGCACGCGCGCGCGUAAGGACACAGGCGCACGCACGCGGGCGAUACGUCCAGCUAAAGGGUCGUCAAAUCAUCUGUCACAACAAUAGCAGCUGAGGGGCGGUUCGUAAGUGCGGGCGGUCGUCGUCUUGCGCCGCAUCGAGUCGCUGUCCGCGGUACCUCUUCGCUCCCCGUCACCUCCCCGGCUGGCGAGAGGUCGCAUUGACGCGUCCGGGAAGGGUGGAGCGGGUGGCGUUUACGCAACCGAUGGCUUCAAACUUUGAAUUGCCGUUCAUCAAACAAGAAAAUGAAGACAAUCCGUACCCAGGGAUGGGUCCUGUAUUGACGGUGAAAGAUGAAGACUCUCAUGCUGGAGUAGCUGUGAAGCAAGAAGAUGACGGGAGCCUGGAUGACGGAACGCUGAGAAGCGUGCCUCAAACCGCACUGAAGGGAUCUGCUCCAGAGCUGAAGAUUGUUAAAGUUGAAGCCCAUGAGGGUUCAGAGGAGACGGGGAGUCCCUACGGAUAUGUGGCCACCGCAGACCAGAACUUCAUCAAGGUGGAGUUGUCGGAGGAGAAUAUUGGCGAAGCGCUCUAUCCGUUGACCGUCGACAACGAAGAGGCCGGUGCAUGGCGAGGAGACGGAGGGGGACCCCACGGACGUUUGUUGGACACCGGAGACCAGAACUUCAUCGAGGUGAAGUUAUCAGAGGAGGAUAUUUGUGAAGAUCGAGCGGAAGGGACGGAACUCGCGUGCCGGGAGUGCGGAGAGGACGGCCGCUCGGGAGCGCGAACGGACGGAGCGGAACCCGCCGGGGGCAAGGCCUCCCCGCCGGCUCCCAAGCGGCGCGGCAAAGCGCCGGGGGGCACGGCCGUCGACGCCGACCGGAGGAGGCACGCGUGCGAGGAGUGCGGCAGGGCGUUCGCGACGCGUUUCAAACUGCUCACGCACGCGCGCACGCACACGGGCGAGUGGCCGCACGCCUGCGCCGAGUGCGGCAAGGGCUUCGCCCACCGCUCCUUCCUGGAGAGGCACGCGCGCACGCACACGGGCGAGAAGCCGCACGUGUGCGACGAGUGCGGCCGGGGCUUCGCGCAGCGCUCCAACCUGCGGGCGCACUCGGCGACGCACACGGGCGUGUGGCCGCACGCGUGCGCCGAGUGCGGCCGGGGCUUCGCGCAGCGCUCCAGCCUGGAGGCUCACGCGGCGACGCACACGGGCGAGAGGCCGCACGCGUGCGCCGAGUGCGGCAAGGCGUUCGCGCAGCGCUACAACCUGGAGGUGCACGCCAAGAUACACACGGGCGAGAGGCCGUACGUGUGCCGGGAGUGCGGCCGGGGUUUUUCCCACUGCUCCACGCUCAAGAACCACGCGCGCACGCACACGGGCGAGAAGCCGCACGUGUGCGCCGAGUGCGGGAAGCGGUUCUCGCAGCGGUUCACCUUGAACAUGCACGCGAGGACGCACACGGGCGAGAAGCCGCACGUGUGCAAGGAGUGCGGCAAGGCCUACGCGCAGCGUUCCAGCCUGGAGGCGCACUCCCUAACGCACACGGGCGAGAGGCCGCACGUGUGCAAGGAGUGCGGGAAAGGCUUCUCGCAGCGUUUCACCUUGAACAUGCAUUACAGGACGCACACCGGCGAGAAGCCAUACAUGUGCAAGGAGUGUGGGAAGAGGUUUACGACCCGCUACAACUUAGAGACGCACUCCAAAACGCACGUCGGCGGGGCGAGGUGUGCACACGGCAGCUCGGCUCGGCGAAACGCUCCGGGGACGCAACACGGUGAGGUUCCGCACGCUGCCGCGAGGAGCGCGGGUGAAGAAGUUUAACCGAAGUUUACAUUUUGGGAGAAAACUUUCGAUGGCAUACCGGUGAGAAGCUCCUUUAGGUGUACCAGACGUGUACGGGAAGGGCUUCCCGGAUCUCUCUCUAAAAACAGAUGUUCCGUAAAAACUCUGGACUUAAACACAUUUGCAUUUAAAUUUUUUGUCUCCGUUAACCCUCUCCCGUUCCCGAUGACGUACGUGUGUACAUCAUCGAAAACGAAACCGGAGGAAAAACUAAAACAAAGCAACUUUAUCGGUGCACCGUGGCUCCCACCACAAGGCCACGCGGGAGGGUCGGCUAUCGUAGAGUGGCGGCGGUCGUGUCGCUACGGUUCUCUGCGGUGAGCGACGACGUCUUUAUAAAAA